AAAGAAAUGCAAAAAGUUAAAAAAAGAAAAGAAAAAAAAAAAUCUCAGCCGGUCCAACUCCAGUCUCCGAUCACGCAGCCACCACGACGCCGAGAGAAAAUCCACAUUUCGAAGCAGCUCGGUCCAGUUUCCGUUCCUAAAUUGUUCAUCAAUGUCGGAAGUAAUUUCCGUGAUGGAUAUUGACGACGAUAAUGGCAAUAACGAAGCUGAAAAGGCAGUCAAGGGAAAAAACGUUGCCAGUCCUGCCGCCGCACCCGAAGGCAAAGCGAUACCCUGGGUUGAGAAGUUCCGGCCUAAGUCUCUCGCUGAUGUUGCUGCUCACCGUGACAUUGUUGACACCAUCGACAAGCUGACGAGUGAAAAUAGGCUGCCACAUCUCCUGUUGUACGGCCCUCCUGGUACUGGCAAGACAUCAACUAUUCUAGCGGUUGCUCGGAAGCUUUAUGGAACAAACUACCACAACAUGAUUUUGGAACUGAACGCAUCAGAUGAUAGAGGGAUAGAUGUUGUUAGACAGCAGAUUCAGGAUUUUGCAAGUACCCAAAGCUUUUCAUUUGGGGCAAAAGCGUCUGUAAAAUUGGUACUGUUGGAUGAGGCAGAUGCCAUGACUAAAGAUGCACAGUUUGCUUUACGAAGAGUAAUUGAGAAAUACACAAAAAAUACAAGGUUUGCUCUUAUCUGUAAUCACGUCAAUAAGAUUAUUCCAGCAUUACAAUCAAGGUGUACCCGCUUUCGAUUUGCCCCCCUUGAUAACUUUCAUGUCACUGAACGACUCAGAUAUGUUAUUGAGGCUGAGAGGUUGGACGUCACUGAGGGUGGCUUAGCUGCUCUUGUUCGACUUUGCACUGGUGAUAUGAGAAAGGCCUUAAAUAUCCUGCAGUCAACGCACAUGGCUUCUCAGCAUAUUACUGAAGAAGCUGUAUACCUUUGCACAGGGAACCCUAUGCCCAAAGACAUAGAGCAAAUAUCAUUUUGGCUGCUGAAUGAACCAUUUUCUGACAGUUUUAAGCGAAUAUCUGAAAUAAAGACCAGAAAAGGAUUGGCUUUGGUUGAUAUAGUGAGAGAAGUCACUCUGUUCGUUUUUAAGAUAGAGAUGCCAUCGAAUAUCAGAGUCCAGUUGAUUAACGAUUUGGCUGACAUAGAGUACAGGAUGACUUUCGGAUGCAAUGACAAGUUACAACUCGGAUCGCUCAUCUCAUCUUUUACAGGAGCUAGAUCUGCUCUUGUUGGUGCUGCACAGUAGUUUCGUUGGCUAAAGCGAGAUUUUGUAUCGUCUUAGAGGACACUUUACUCACCAACCAUCUGUCAUGCCCGUGUUCAUUGAUUAGGUACGAAACCGUAGAGAAUGUGAACAUAUUCUUCAUUUGACUUCCAGCUUUUGAUGAAAAAAGUAAAUGGCUGACAUUGAUGUAUGGGAAGGAAAUGUAAUAUUUGAAACUUUGAAAGUCUGCAAGAAAAGGUUAGAUAACAUUUAAAGUAUUUCUUUGUUCUUUUUGGACUGAUUCACUUCCAAUAUUUCUGCACAUGCUUAUCUUUAAUAGCAAUUUGUUUACAACCACCAA
Cucumis sativus (cucumber) is the source of this 1562-nucleotide messenger RNA. RefSeq names its product replication factor C subunit 3. NCBI's taxonomy places the organism in Eukaryota, Viridiplantae, Streptophyta, Magnoliopsida, Cucurbitales, Cucurbitaceae. The coding region runs from base 152 to 1243 and encodes 363 amino acids. Gene Ontology annotation, cellular component: nucleus; DNA replication factor C complex. The transcript has 9 exons. Gene Ontology annotation, biological process: DNA repair; DNA-templated DNA replication. Gene Ontology annotation, molecular function: DNA binding; ATP hydrolysis activity; ATP binding. The record is from RefSeq and is a predicted model, not a curated record.